ACAGCUCACACGCCCUCUGCACCUCACCACAUCUCCACUCACCUCCGCGGCAUCUGCUGAGUCGGCAGACAAAGGACCAGCUGCUCCAAACCACACAGCUGCUCUCCUGCCCGGCCGACUGGUGGAAUCUCAGCCUUUCGCGCCGGCCCCGGCAUCGUCAAAGAAGCGACGCUCGCGCCGCCGGCGCUCUUCUCCGCAGCCGGAGUUCCGGACUUCUCAACAGUCGGCUGUGGUGAGUCAUUUGGACAAUUUUUCUUUACACACCCCAUCUGUCAACUCUGCCUCGGACUGUGUGAAUGCUAAUGUUGUAACCCAGCUGUUAGCACAGCCCAUAGCUGCUGCCCAGCACGAAACUCAGUCUGCUGCCCAGCACGAAACUCAGUCUGCUGCCCAGCACGAAACUCAGUCUGCUGCCCAGCACGAAACUCAGUCUGCUGCCCAGCACGAAACUCAGUCUGCUGCCCAGCACGAAACUCAGUCUGCUGCCCAGCACGAAACUCAGUCUGCUGCCCAGCACGAAACUCAGUCUGCUGCCCAGCACGAAACUCAGUCUGCUGCCCAGCACGAAACUCAGUCUGCUGCCCAGCACGAAACUCAGUCUGCUGCCCAGCACGAAACUCUGUCUUUAGUCCAGUCAGCCUUUCAUCCUCGUCCUCAGUUGGAGGUCGAUAUGUCUGCUGGACCUACUCUGCCACUAUUUCACCAGUCUGUUGUUCCUGCAUCGCUGUCCAGUCUACCACGAGUAGCUGCCACACCAUCAUCGCCUCCGCCCUCUGCAGCUACUUCUCCACCAGCGUCCCAUCAGAUUGCAGCGACCGCGGCACUCUCGGCUUCACCUUCCACAUCACCCUCCACAUCACCCGCUCGACCAUCGUCUUCACCACCUGCAGCUACCGCAUCGCCAUCUUCACCUCUGGUUCAUCCAUCUAUAGCCGCUCCGCAGCCGGAGAAGCUCGCGCUGCCCGAGCAGGAGCUCAGCGAGCGGGAGGAGCCCGCGUCGCAGCCGGAGGAGGAGCUCGGCGAGCCGGAGGAGCUCAGCGAGCCGGAGGAGCCCGCCUCGCCGACUAUGGAGCUCAGCGAGCCGGCGGAGCUCAGCGAGCGGGGGGAGCCCGCGUCGCAGCCGGAGGAGCAGCUCAGCGAGCGGGGGGAGCCCGCGUCGCAGCCGGAGGAGCAGCUCAGCGAGCGGGAGGAGCCCGCGUCGCAGCCGGAGGAGCAGCUCAGCGAGCGGGAGGAGCCCGCGUCGCAGCCGGAGGAGCAGCUCAGCGAGCGGGAGGAGCCCGCGUCGCAGCCGGAGGAGCAGCUCAGCGAGCGGGAGGAGCCCGCGUCGCCAGCUGUGGAGCUCAGCAAGCCGGAGGAGCAGUUUAGCGAACCACAGCAGGAGCUCGGCGAGCCGGAGGAGGAGCUCGGCGAGCCGGAGGAGCCUGCCUCGCCGACUCUGGAGAUCAGCGAGCCGGAGGAGCCCGGCGAGCGAGAGGAGUGCCCGCCAUCGAGAGAGGGGCUCGGCAGGCCGGAGGAGCGCGCACAGCCUUCGGAGGUCGGCGGGCGGGAGGAAUCCGAUCAGCCUACGCGGGGGGUCAGUGUGCAGGGUCCACGUCCAGCGCGCCCUCCACGCCCUCCACGUCCAGCGCGCCCUCCACGUCCGGCGCGCCCUCCACACCAUCCACGUCCAGCGCGUCCACGUCAGCGACCAGCGCGUCAUCGGCCAGGUACCACACCUCGCUGUUGCUCACUGGAGCAGCGCCGCCGCCACUGGACCCGGGGCAAGCCGCCGGGGAAGCAGCAGCGCCCCCGCCGCCGUCACUGGACCCGGGGCAGGCCACCGGAACCGUUUCGCCGCUGCUACCGGACCCGUGGCAGGCCGCCGGAGCUGCAACGCCGCCGCCACCGGACCCGUGGCAGGCCACCGGAGCUGUCACACUGCCGCCACCGGACCCGUGGCAGGUCGCCGGAGCUGCAACGCCACCACCAUAGCACCCGUGGCAGGCCGCCUGACGUGUUCAGCUGCUAUUACGGGACCCGAGGUAGGCCACCUGAACUCUGGUGUUAUAGUUACUGGCCGCCUGAACUGUUCAGCUCCCGCCACGGUAACUGGGGGGGGUUAUUGAACUAUUUUGUGCCUCCGCUGGAGUCGCGGUUGAGCCUCUGGGACUUUUGUGAUUGACAGUUUGGUCGUUUGGGGUUGGUUCCGGCCCUCCGUCCUGUUACCCCCCGCCGCCCGCCCUGGGUUGGUUUUCCUGUUUUUUUUUUUUUUUUUUUUUUUUUGUUGGUUUUGUUUUGGGGUCGUCGGGAGUCGACCCUUAGAGGGGGGGUACUGUCACGGACCCAGCUCCAGGGAUUUGGGGUCCGUGAGCAGUGUGGACCUUUAUUAUUAUUAUUAUUAUUAUUAUUAUUAUUAUUAUUAUUAUUAUUGUUGUUAUUGUAUUGGAUGUAUGUUUUCUGCACUGUGCUCUUGUGUUCCAUGCUGGUGGGUGUAUGUGUGCGGGUGUGUCUGCGGGUGUGGCUGGAGGACGAAGGACAGCUACCUGCAGGCCUGAUGGGUGUGGCCCUGCCAGCUGCCGGUCACGCCCAGGUUCUCACACACCUGCUUCUGAUCAGGCUCGUCGGGGGAGCUACAUAACAGAGCGAUGGGGCUUCCUCCGGCGCAGGAUCGUUGAGUUAGACUUCAUGAGGAGAGCGGAACACAGGACUGCAGGACGCACGGG
Messenger RNA from Oreochromis aureus, 2702 nucleotides. RefSeq lists its product as uncharacterized. The record is from RefSeq and is a predicted model, not a curated record. Lineage: Eukaryota; Metazoa; Chordata; Actinopteri; Cichliformes; Cichlidae. The coding region runs from base 671 to 2161 and encodes 496 amino acids. The transcript has 2 exons.